Monoraphidium neglectum is the source of this 687-nucleotide messenger RNA. RefSeq lists its product as hypothetical. NCBI's taxonomy places the organism in Eukaryota, Viridiplantae, Chlorophyta, Chlorophyceae, Sphaeropleales, Selenastraceae. The record is from RefSeq and is a predicted model, not a curated record. The transcript has 6 exons. The annotation marks the transcript as partial.
AUGCCCAAGGACCUGGUGCUGUACUCGGCAAAGGUCAUCCCCGGCAACGAGGUCAAGGUGUCCCAGAUGCUCAACGGCCUGUCCAUGCUGGGCGCUGAGGUGGCGCAGGGCCGUGCGGAGAACCUGCACACCUCGGGCCACGCGUACCAGGACGAGCUGGAGGAGGUGCUGCGCUUUGUGAAGCCGCAGCACUUCCUGCCUGUUCAUGGAGAGUACUCUUUCCUGUGCGAGCACGCGCGGCUAGCCAGGGAGCGGGCGGGCGUGCAAUUCACAGAGGUCAUCCGCAACGGCCAGAUGCUGGGGGUCCAUGAGCGGAGGAACCGCAACACAGUGUCGACGGGCAGCAUGGCCGCAGCCGCGGUGGCGGGCGAGAAGGAGGCGCAGCGGCAGGGGCUCGAGGUUCUUGGGGAGGUGCAGCUGGUCAACUUCUACAAUGAUGGCGGCCGCGGCACGGGCACUGCGCAGGAAAUGGCGCUGCCCGAGCGCGCCAACCUGGCGUUUGAGGGCGUGGUCGUCGCGGCCGUCGACGUCUUCCGCGCGCCGCCCGGCGGCGCCGCCGCAGGCCGCGGCGCUGCCGCCGCCGCCGCCGCCGCCGCCGCGGGCGCGAACAACCUGCGGUGUCGGGUGCGGGUGACAACGCGGGGGAUGUGGCUCGAAAAGGGGAAGAUCUUGGACGCGAUCCAUCAG